Messenger RNA from Salvia hispanica, 354 nucleotides. RefSeq names its product antifungal protein ginkbilobin-2-like. Lineage: Eukaryota; Viridiplantae; Streptophyta; Magnoliopsida; Lamiales; Lamiaceae. Gene Ontology annotation, cellular component: plasmodesma. The record is from RefSeq and is a predicted model, not a curated record.
AUGGGAAUAUUGAUGGUUGCAGAAAGCAGCGCAGACACGACUAUAACGCAAUGGCGUUGCAAUGCGGAUGAGUAUUCGGCAAACGAUGCUUACGCUGCUAAUGUGGAAUACAUUUUUUCAAGUUUGGUGAGUGUGACGCCCAACGUAGGCUACUAUUACAACACGCAGUCGCCCGGUGACACCGACAUCUGCUAUGGCCUGGCCACGUGCAGCGCCGCCCUCACCAACAACGAUUGCUCCGACUGCCUCUCUGCCGCCACCGCCUCCGCUAAGGAGAUAUGCCCCUUCAAAGUUGGCGCCAUGGUGCAUAUGGUCGACUGCGCCGUCAGAUAUGAGAACUACUUUUUCUACUAG